AUGAAAGCUCUUUUUGUCUCUUCUCCAGGAAAGAUAAUUCUUUUUGGUGAACAUGCUGUUGUUUAUGGAAAAGCUGCAAUUGCUGCGUCUGUUUCUCUGAGAACAUAUUUAAUGAUAUUUUCUCAUGAAUCAGAAGAAUCUAUUGUGUGUAUUAAGUUUCCUGAUAUUAAUUUAGAGAAAUCAUGGAAACAAGAUGAUUUUCCUUGGAAUGAGUUUUCUUUGCAAGACCCUCUUUCACCCCCUUUAGAACUUAAUAAAGCGCAUAUUUCUCGUUUAAUGUAUUUUGUUAAAGACCAAUCAUCAUUUUGUUCCAAAGCAAUUUUGGCGUUUCUGUAUAUGUAUAUGAAUUUGUCAAAAUAUAAUAAAUCAAAAUCUUUUACAUUUAUUUUAAGAUCUGCAAUACCUAUAGGGUCUGGUCUUGGAUCUAGUGCAUCAUUAUCUGUUUGUUUAGCUACUGGUUUGCUUUUAUUUAAUGGGCAUAUUAAUCCUCCUAAUGGCACAUUGUCAGAUAAGAAAGCUUUGUUUAUAAUUAAUUCAUGGGCAUUUAAUGGUGAAAUGUGUAUUCAUGAAAAUCCAAGUGGGAUUGACAAUAUUGUUUCAAGUGAAGGUAAUGUUGUUUUUUUUCGAAAAAUAAAUACAAAACCUUCAUUUAUUUCCGAAAUAUUGCAUGGUUUUCCUACUUUACCCUUAUUAUUAGUUAAUACUUUACAAACUCGGUCAACAUCUGAUUUAGUUAAUAAUGUUAAAAGUCUUUAUCAAAAUUAUAAAGAUAUUGUAUCAUGUAUUUUUAAUUCUAUAGAUCAUAUUUCUAUGAAUUUUAAAUUGCUAUAUGAAGAGAGUCAGAAAUAUGGAAAUUGUCAUUUAGAUCAUCAACAAAUUGGGACUUUAAUGCGUAUUAAUCAUAAUCUUUUGUGCGCUCUUGGCGUAGGUCAUGAAAAAUUUGAAAAGAUUGUUAAAAUUGUGAAUGACUAUGAUAUUGGGUGGACUAAGUUAACAGGCGCAGGCGGGGGUGGUUGCGUUGUAAUACUAUUACGAGAAGGUUUAAAUGAUUAUGAUAUUCAUAAAUUUCAGUUAGAAUUAGUUUCUAAUGGGUUUGAUGUAUAUAAAGUUACACUUGGUGAUAAAGGCGUAGGGAUGUUUAAUUGCGAUGAUGAUUUGUAUAGAAAAUUUAUAGAGGUUAAAAAUAGAAAAGAAUUUAUGGAUUUUUUAGAACUUGAGGAAACAAAGCAUUGGAAAUAUUGGACAUAA
Messenger RNA from Pneumocystis jirovecii RU7, 1248 nucleotides. RefSeq names its product mevalonate kinase. Lineage: Eukaryota; Fungi; Ascomycota; Pneumocystomycetes; Pneumocystales; Pneumocystaceae. Bases 1 to 1248 code for a protein of 415 amino acids. The transcript is spliced from 6 exons. The record is from RefSeq and is a predicted model, not a curated record. Gene Ontology annotation, cellular component: cytoplasm. Gene Ontology annotation, biological process: ergosterol biosynthetic process; isoprenoid biosynthetic process. Gene Ontology annotation, molecular function: mevalonate kinase activity; ATP binding.